This is a messenger RNA of Gavia stellata (red-throated loon), 869 nucleotides long. It is a transcript of the gene NICN1, whose product is annotated as nicolin 1, tubulin polyglutamylase complex subunit. The transcript is spliced from 7 exons. The record is from RefSeq and is a predicted model, not a curated record. NCBI's taxonomy places the organism in Eukaryota, Metazoa, Chordata, Aves, Gaviiformes, Gaviidae. The coding region runs from base 1 to 606 and encodes 201 amino acids. Gene Ontology annotation, cellular component: nucleoplasm.
AUGGUGCGCUGCCCCGGCCGGCUGGGCGGGGGGGCCGAGCCGGCGCGGCCCGGCGUCGCCGUCAUCGACCUCCGCUUCCCCCGCGGCGCCGCCGCCGACGUGCAGGAGAUCGUCUUCAGGAACUUCUACACGGCCUUCCUGAGCGUGCGGGUGCAGCGCCCCGGCCCCGCCGGCUCCCGCCGCUGGGUGACCUGCCUGCGGGACUACCGCCUGAUGCCCUGCCCGCACACCGAGGAGGGCUCCCAGGACUACUUCUCCCUCCGCCGCCACCAGAUGCUGUGUGACGUGGACCAGGUGACGGCGGUGCGGUUCAUCCUGCGGCAGCCCUCCCCGGUCUGGCUCCACUUCACCAUCGAGGAGCUGCAGAUUUUCCCCCCCGGGCAGAAGAGCCCCCAGAAGGAUUUCCCCUCCUGGCUCUCCCAGCUGACCCCUCCGGAGCAGCCAGCCAGCCUGCACGGGGAGCUCCCCGACCCAGAGAAGGUGUCGACGGAGGUCCAGCAAAUGUGGGUGCUGACGGAGGUGAUCCGGGCUCGCCAGGCAGCUGCCCGCAUCGGGCGCUUCGACGUGGACGGCUGCUAUGAUAUCAACCUGCUUUCCUACACGUGAGCCCCGCCGGUGCUGGCCAGAGGGAGCUGGCUCCUCCGCGCUCCCGCGGCCCAAGCGGACUCCUGCGCUCCCGCAUCGGCCUUCAUCCCUGUGGCCCCAGGGGGUUUCCAGGCCCUCCCCGCGCCCCUUCCCCAACUCCUCCUGCACUGGCUGGCAGCGGUGGGCAGCGCUGCUGCCCUGGAGCCCCCCCCGUGAGCCUCUCCCGCUCUGGUGUCCCCUCCAGCUGCCGUGGCUCUGCGCUUGGCACUGCUGCUGUGGGCAGA